Molecule: messenger RNA, 3423 nt
Organism: Dreissena polymorpha
Lineage: Eukaryota; Metazoa; Mollusca; Bivalvia; Myida; Dreissenidae
Exons: 6
Coding region: 724-1485 (253 amino acids)
Source: RefSeq, a predicted model, not a curated record
UGACACAAAUAUUUAAUUUAGUCCAUUAAAAUACAUUAUUAGAUGUGCAGGUAUUUGGAGUAAAUCAAAUGCAGUCUGAGUGUCACAGACAAUGAUGGAAGCUGAUUUUGCAGUCAUCUAGGCUCACAAGUUUGGUCAUGUGGCAAUUAAGAGGUUAUUGAUAAGGGCGCGUGGCUAAUUGAUUAUAUAUCACACAAAAAAGGCCUGGGGAAAACACUAUCUACUAAGGGCAAAACAUUAAACAUAAAUAAUUGAUGUUGUAUAUCUGUAUUAUUAUAAUGCUGUACUGUGUGGAGAAGUUGAAACUUAUACAUCAACAUACCAAUGUUCUUUUAAUGUCUUGCUUCUAUCAUAACUUAUAAUAUUCAAGCAUUAUUUAUUUGUCCACAGAGAUGACAAUGAUAAGGAAAAAGAACAACUUCAAGAAAAAGAGGACCUAAAGGUUCAGAACAGAAAAUUAGGAGAUGAAAUCUUAGAGCUCAGGAAAAAAGUUGAGCAAGAACAAAACAAAAUCAAGGAGUUAAUGAAGCGAAUAAAAGCCUUCUUCAGGACAACAGUAAUUUUGAAAAGAAGCUCAAUGAGGUUUUUGACAACCUUCAGAAACAGGAUAAAACAGUUCAAGACUUAUUGUACACAAGAAAUAAACAUCUUCAACAUAUUUCUACCCUGGAAAAUGAUGUGAAGAAGUAUAAACAAGACAUUGAUGAUAGAGAUAGAACUAUAAUGUCACUUGGAAAAGAUUGGCAGAGCCUUUCCAAAGAACAUAAUGAUUUAAAAAGCAGAUUUAGCAAAUUAGCAGGCCACAAGCUUACUGAUCAAAACCCAGACCUAUCUGACCCGAGUGAUCCUAACAGAGCCAUGAAGUUGUCUGAUAAGUUUGGGGCUUUGUAUGAUGACGCAUGGACAGAUGCAUUUGAACACCUGACUGGCAAGCAGAAGCAGAAUCCAAGAGAUGUCAUACAAUUUCUUCUGGAACGCUUGAAGGACUGUUGGGAAAGUUGUAAGAAAGUGGCUGAUACAUGGAAGGAGUCCCUGAAGCAUAAAUUCCUUCAUCCUGUACAGGACAAUGACGCAAUGAGUAAAAUGGCAGGUGAAAAAAUGAAACUGCGGCUUGGCUCAAAGGAACAGCGUCUUGUCGGAGAUGCAUGUCUAAAGAUUGCUCCAACGGUUGGAGUACUUGUGAAACAGUAUUUCAUAACACAAAUGAAGACAAACAAGUUGACCAAUGAUUGUUUGACCUACCUCGAAGGAUGUGUUGACGUUUGUUGGCUGAUGGUGUUUGCUGAACCACCCCUCCAUAUAGAUUUCAAUAUAAAACAAGGCGACAAAUUUGACCCAAACCGACAUACUGCAUACUCGUCGUCCGGUGAAACAGUGGAAUUUUUGGUCUGGCCACCCCUGUACAACGCUCUAGAUGGUGGUGGCAUGCUGCUUUCUAAGGGAACAGUUUCCACAGAAAGAAAAAUAGUUAAACAGAGGAAAUAAUUAUAGUAUACAUUUAUAGCAUGAAUUGGUUGUAACAAUAAACCAAAUCAAGCUUAUUUAUUUGUCCAAAAUAAUGUUAUGUAUUUGAAGUUAAAUGUUCUUCUGUUAAAAUAUAGCUAUUCCCCGCAAUGUGGAUGGGCUUAAGUAUUGUAUUUGUAUAACUGUGCAAACAUUAUUUGAGACUGUUACUUCAUCAAUUAUCUGGUCGUAUGACUGAAGUGCAGCUUCCAUUUAUAUAUAACAUCAGCAUUUAUUUAGAGUGAAGAAAAACAAUUGCCAUAAAUGAUUCUUGCAAACAACUGUGGAUUCCCUAGCUCAAAAGUCAAUAUAACAAUUAGAGGUCAAAGGUCAAAUAUUGGAAAUGCACAUAUAAUCCACAAUGUAACUUCACUGAUUAUGUUAUUUUGAAAAAAGUCCGCCAAAAUAAUUACAGUUUGUCAUGCUUGAACAGUUUUCAUAGCCUUGUCGACAUGCCACCAGUCUGAUGCUAUAAAGGUGUUGUUAGUGCUUCUGUGUCAAGCUGUUACUUUGUUUACGUAUUUGUUUCUAUACCAAGCUUUUGUACUUGUUAGCUUUUCUGUAUUGAUUGUAAUGUUGGUACAUGCAUUUUUUAUCCUUGAUGUUAAAAGCAACACAAAAUUAGUGACUUUAAAUUAUGUUGAUGCAAUUGUAAAUAUUUUUUUUUGAAGGUUUGAAUGUCAAUUCAAUGUUUAAUUUCUGCUCCAUAACAUGUGGUCUUUUGACAUAAUUGAAUAUAUGGGACAUUUAUUCCCAAAGAUCAGAGACAUACAUUUACAUACAAAUGGGUAAAUAAUAGACCAAGGUCAUGGUUCAAUAGCAAUUUUCAACAGCUCUGCAGAAAAAAACAUAACUUAUUUUGCAUGUUAAAAUUGGAAGCAUGUUUUUGUUACUUUUGGUUAGACUAUGGCUGGAGCUAACGAAUGUGUGAUCAUUUCCAAAUGUGUAAUCUAUUCUUUUUUCUUUUUGAUGUCAUUUUAUGAUUUCAAUAAAUUCCAUUAGUUUUUAUAUGUAUAUUUUUAGACUUGUUUAGCUCAUCUAUUGUUUGAAAAAAAAGAGCUAUUGUCAUCACCUUGGCGUCGGCAUCCGUUUAAUUGUUGUGUUUAGGUCCACUUUUCUCAUCAAUUAUCAAAGCUUUUGCAUUCAAACUUGGUACACUUACUUACUGUUAUGAGGGGACUGGGCAGGCAAAGUUAGAUAGCUCUGUCUAGCAUUUUGAUAGAAUUAUAAGCCCUUUUACACUUAAAAAAUUGAAAGUUUGGUUAAGUUUUGUGUUUAGGUCCAUUUUAUUCCAAGAUUAUCAAAGCUAUUGCUUUCAUACUUGCAACACUAACUAACUAUCAUAAGGGGACUGUGUAGGCAAUGUUAUGUAACUCUGGCUGGCAUUUUGACAGAAUUAUGUGCCCUUUUUAUACGUAGAAAAAUUUGGUUAAGUGUUGUGUUUUGGUCCACUUUACUCCUAAAGUAUCAUAGCUAUUGCAUUCAGACUUGGAACACUCGCUAAAUGUCAUAAAGAGACUGUACAGGACAAGUUGCAAAACUCUGGUUGUAAAUUUUACGGAAUUAUGGCCCUUUUUUAACUUAGUUACUUUUAAUAUUUGGUUUAAUUUUGUGUUUAGGUCCACUUUACUUCUAAAGUAUCAAUGUUAUUGCUUUCAAACUUCAAAUACUUGCAUACUAUCAUGAAUGUACUGUACCUGGCAAGUUGAAUUUGACCUUGACUUUUGAAUGACCUUGACCCCAAGGUCAAAUUAUUAAAUUUUGCUAAAUAUCCAUUACUUCUUUAUUUAUGAUGACAUUUGAUUGAUACUUUGACAACUUUGACAAAACAACACUUACCUGACACACCACAAAAGACUCCUACCAAAUCAUCCCCAUUCCCCAACCCAGAAUCCCCUCCCCCCCCCAAAAAAAUGUUUU